This is a messenger RNA of Chroicocephalus ridibundus (black-headed gull), 8825 nucleotides long. It is a transcript of the gene IGF1, whose product is annotated as insulin like growth factor 1. NCBI's taxonomy places the organism in Eukaryota, Metazoa, Chordata, Aves, Charadriiformes, Laridae. Gene Ontology annotation, biological process: positive regulation of phosphatidylinositol 3-kinase/protein kinase B signal transduction; cell population proliferation; regulation of protein phosphorylation. The coding region runs from base 115 to 576 and encodes 153 amino acids. Gene Ontology annotation, cellular component: extracellular region. The record is from RefSeq and is a predicted model, not a curated record. Gene Ontology annotation, molecular function: growth factor activity; insulin-like growth factor receptor binding; hormone activity. The transcript is spliced from 4 exons.
UCCUCAAUAUUGAAAUGUGACAUUGCUCUCAACAUCUCACAUCUCUCUGGAUUUCUUUUUUCUCAUCAUUACUGCUAACAAAUUCAUUUCCAGACUUUGCACUUUUAAGAAGCAAUGGAAAAAAUCAACAGUCUUUCAACACAAUUAGUUAAGUGCUGCUUUUGUGAUUUCUUGAAGGUGAAGAUGCACACUGUGUCCUACAUUCAUUUCUUCUACCUUGGCCUGUGUUUGCUUACCUUAACCAGUUCUGCUGCUGCUGGCCCAGAAACACUCUGUGGAGCUGAGCUGGUUGAUGCUCUUCAGUUCGUGUGUGGAGACAGAGGCUUUUACUUCAGUAAGCCUACAGGGUAUGGAUCCAGCAGUAGACGCUUACACCACAAGGGAAUAGUGGAUGAAUGCUGCUUCCAGAGUUGUGACCUGAGGAGGCUGGAGAUGUAUUGUGCUCCAAUAAAGCCACCUAAAUCUGCACGCUCUGUACGUGCUCAGCGCCACACUGAUAUGCCAAAAGCACAAAAGGAAGUGCAUUUGAAGAACACAAGUAGAGGAAACACAGGAAACAGAAACUACAGAAUGUAAGAACAUGCCAUCCACAAGAAUGAAGAAUGAAUGUGCCAUCUGCAGGAUACUUUGCUGUAAAUAAAUUAUUUGUUAAACAUUGGAAGACUUAAAAAAACCUAUGGUUUAAUAAGCUUGAUGCAAUCUCAACCGAUGGGCAUUCUCCCAGUGAACAAUGCAACUAAACAUUCCAAUAUUAAGUCGUUAGAGAACAGAACAUUUUAACCAGCCCAGAGCUAAAAAAUUCUGUGGCUGAUAUAUUACUGUUUGUUAACCUGUUUUAAAUGUCCUGCACAAAAUCUCUUAAAGUCCUGUGCCCGUCAAAAGCCUAAAAAAUUACGGGCCUUUGAUGGCUCCAAUUGCACUAAAUUAACCUAUGAACACUGGCUGCUGGAGUCAUUCAUCAGCCUUGUCUAAGUGGUGUUUUUUUUAUUUGCACUUCUAUACAAGCAACAGGCUGUUUGUUUUACAGUGUCUGAUAACAUUGUUUGUCUACCCCUUCAUAUUUGCACAGUUUGACAUUCCCAGUAACAGCAGCAGUAAGGUAACAUAUACAGUUUAAAACAUCCAUUAAUUCCAUCUGUGGCAUUUUGACAGAAUAUGGGUUAUAGAUGCAUUUGUUUUAAGACAGUUUUAUUUUUCCUUCUCUUGCAAAGAUGCAGUUUAUUGCAAUUUGUGAGACAAAAGAUUUUUAAAAGCAGUUAAAGCAUACAUAGGCUCUCAAACCAUUAAUGAUUCUUCCAGGUAAUUAUUUUGCAACAAUAUAGGUAACUUCUUUCUUCCUCCAUAUAAUGCAGUAUGUAAAAUUUAGCAUAUCAGUAAUACACAUAUAUCAAACAGUAUGUUAAAAUCUCUGUUUUAUAGUACAACGGUGCUAUUUUAUAGUUUGUUACAUGAAAGGGUCUGGCCAAAACGGUAAUAGGUAAAAGCAAAUACGGAAAGACCAAGCCAAAGAUUAAAUAACAAAAUUGUUUUAAAAAUAUUCAGUUUAAAUGAACUAAAAUGGCUUCAUAUUCCAACAUGGAAAUAACCUUCCCAUCUUCAAAAGAAAAUUCAGAUACUUGUUUCAUUUUAGAUGUUUGAAUAUUGGUGUUUCCACUUACACCCACUUAUGUGGAACACAAAUUCAUAGAUGCCUAGGCCCAGAGAAGGCAAUCUGAAAAACAACCCGCAAGUGACUUCAAAGUGUUGCCCAUCAGCGCCUAAAUCUUUCUGAAAUAUCAGCAUUCUAUUCAAACGUAACAGAGGGUUACUCAAGUUUCUCUGCCAUUUUAAUUCUUCCCACAACCAGAUGUGACUAAAUUGACUGUUGAUUAGGCUGCUGCAUGUCUCUGUAAAUUAGAGAAGCUAGUCUAAUCACCAAAUUACAGUGUAGAAAGAGUUCUCAAGAAGAGAUGAGCCAUAACGUCCUUCAAACUGCUAUUCACAAUAGCUAUUCAUGCACUCUUGUGGGAGACAUAUAUUUCCAGAUAACCUCUGCCGUGUAACCUUGAUAGGUACUGCACUGAUUCGACUCUGAAUAACACUGUGUCCUAUGCUCUAUUUUAGUAAACCAUCUCAGUGCUUGAUGGGCCAAGCAGUAAAGGGGGAUAGGUAGCCAACAGUGUCCCAAGGUGAGCAAUAAAUUUCUCUGUGAGGGAAGGCAAGAGAAGGCAGGGGAGAAUGGCCUAUUCCAUCCUAUCCAGAACUGCAACAUGGUUCCACUUGGCUUCUUCUCCCCAUCACCGUGCACGCAGUAUGCUCAGACAAUGGAUGAAGGAUCACCUGGUCAGCCCCAAAGAGGGCAGGGAGAAUACUGUAUGAAGCAAACAAUUAGGGAGAUGUUAGAUUAGAUCUGUAAAAGAAGUAUCUCCUUCUAAAGGUUCAGAUCUGCCUUACUUCCUGUGACAUCCAUGGGAGUAGAUGACUGAACUAUUGAUUAAAACACAAGAGAAGAAUAUCUGUAGAUUGCACAUUGUACAGCUCCUCAAUAGUUUCCUGUGAAACAGACAGGGAAGGUGGUCUUAAAAGUCUAACAAAUUAUUAUAGCUCCUUUUUUUAUUCCCAUAGAAAAUUUGGGCUUCGUAUUUUUCCAAAGAAAGUGCAAUGUAUUCCUAUGCAAUUCUUUAAACCCCCCGCUUUCUGUGAGAUACAUGUUUAUAUGUACAAUAGGCUGCCAUCACAAUGUAAAAGCAGAACAGUAAAUGAAUAAAAAGAAUAUGUCACAGGUAUCACUGACUGAGAUAGUUGUGUUGCACAAGGAAGAAAGUACAGAGAAACAGAUGGGGAAACUAACCUAAAUUAUUUACCACCAUUUCAAUAAACAGAAGUAGCAAUUCUGAUAUCUAUCACAGCUCUUCAGGCCUUUUUUUGUCUGAGGGGAUGGAGGGGCAAGUAUUUUUACUUCAAUGGCUGUUACGAAUUCUGAAAUGCAUUCUAAGAAUAAGCCACUAUUUAGAUGUCACAGACAUAAUACAUAUUUCCCUUUCAUGUCCCAUGACUCACUCUGUCCCCUACCUCCUCUGAAGUUCUAAGGGAAGAAGAGAGGAAAGGUGUGAGCACAAAAAGCAAUUUGCACAUCUCUGUGGUGGCAAAUUUCUUUGUAGAUAACAUUUUACUGAUGCAUUGUUAACAUAACUGAAUAACCGUACAUCAUUGUGCUAUUUAAUUUCUGUAAAUUAAUUCAAAUUUUGGUCUUAUCUUGGGAUUCAUGCACUCACAUUCAUGCCACCGCAUUUCUUCUGUUGAAAAAUCAAAUUAGAAAAUGUCACUCAGACAGCAAUAUCUAACAUCAGAGCUUGGCAACUGUCUAAACAAAUUAGAACAACUCUUGAAAGAAACUACAAUAAAUAAUGAAUAGCUACAAGCUUCACAGGCAACGCUUUGCUUUACUAGAGAAUAAAUGUUGUCACAAAAUUGAGAGUACCUCCACCACCGUAGAGGUGAGAAAUGCAUGGAUGGGAAAUGCAUACUUGUAUAAGAAAUCUGCAGUCAUAUGGCAGGGAGCACAUGAUAUACCAGUCAGUGUGAAAGAUAAAGGGCUGCAUUAGCUUAAUAAUCUCAAUAAAUCCGCUACUUAAAGGAAGUUGAAGCAUGAGCCAAAACAUCGCCCUCCCAAAAGUACAAAGUAGUCUGGCUUGAAAAACUUCUAAUUAGAGAAAAUGAAGGGUUCAGCUGGAUUUUCAAAAGCACUCCAGAUAUUUAGGAACAGGGCUCCCACUGGAUGCCACUGAUUCUGAUAAAACAAUUAAGUGGUAAAGAAAAUCCCACUCCCCAUUCUUCCAUAUCAUGUAAAUCACAUGACAGAAGUCACAGAUUUUUGCAUUCUAGAACAGACAUAAAACUCCAAUUAUUACACAGAAUGUCACUGAAGUACAGAAGUAAAAAUGUAAAUUAAACCUCAUUAUUUUCAGUUAUUUCCAAAAGGACUGCAGAUCUAAACCCACUGAAGUUAACAUAUCUCUUUCAUCAAGGUAGCAAAACUUGAGACUCAUCUCCAUAGUAACCAUAAUUAGUCAUUAAGAGUUUAAAUGGAAAAUGAAUAAAUUUCAUAUUCUGCUCAAAAUGUACUUACAAACCUACACUUACAUUUGUGUGAAAGACUUGUAUGAGGCUCAUUUGUACCAUUCAGUCAAGAUAGAAAAGAAAAUCAAAUAAUGGGAUACUGCAUUCAGUCCCUGUAGAUAACGUUACAGUAGGCUCCCUUUGCCCAAAACAGAUUACAAUUCCAUUUUAGAGAUUAAAGGGUAAAUUAGUGCUAGGCUUUCUUUACAGAAGUGAAUUCCAUACACAACUAGUAGCUAUGUUCAGUUUCCCCAUGAGCUGGUUGUUGAUUUAGUAUCAAUGGUUAAGGUUGAUUAAUGAAGACUCUAGGCCAAGCACUGUGUCUUCCUGGCUCUCCAUUUUAACUAGCAAGUGCAUGAUAAGACAAGUUUAGAAAAGCGUAUGCAUAUUUGCUUUACCUCUUACUGAUUUGGCCAACAAUGCCAAAGUGGUGCUAUUGUUUUGUUUAAGAAAGUACUUGACUAAAAUAUAAAAGAAAGCAUAAAUAUUUUUUUAAUGUAUGAAAAUUACAAUUAUAUAGGUAUGGUUAUUAAAAUAGAAAUAAAACUAGCCAUAACUUUUCAACUUUUUGUCACUCAGCAAUGGGAAAGAAAUCUUAAAUCGAUGGAGAUGGGGCAAGAAUAAGAGUCAAAAUGCCACAAAAAUUCAUAGACUUGAAAUGCAAUUCUGAAUCUACUCCAAGUCAGAAAUGCAGAUGAAGAAAAGCAUUUAAAGUCAAGGAACAAUGGAUAUAACUGAAAGCCUGUUCAGAUUAAUGCAAGUCCUUUAUCAUACCAAAGAUUUUUAAGCCAUACUCAAGCCUGAAAUCAGUGUAGAGUUUGGCUUAAAGUCAGUGGCAUGAUAUGAUCGAGAUUUUCAUUAAGCCCAUGUGGUGGUUUUUUACCUAAUUCCUUCUCACUCAUGGCACGCCCCCAAAAAGUCAAUAGUCUUUAAAAGAAAAAGCACAAAGAAGUGCAUCUGGUUUUAACAAGGAACAAAAAAAUAAAUACUCCUAAUAUGAAACUGAUGCUAUUUUUAAUUCUCACCAGUUUCAAAUUGUGAGAAAAAGUUGAAAUAUAUGGCUAACAGUCUGUGAAUUUUUUUUAACUUUAUGUGGUCACUAUGAACAUCCUAAUGUGCAAAAUUUCACAUUUCAUUGUUUUGUUUUGAAAUGAUGGUAAAUUAAGCCCAAAUAGAGAUUCUUGGAACCUAUAGGCUAGAUAGAAUACUUAUGUUCUGACGAAGGUAUAAUCAAUAUAUUUAAAAUGUUUUAUUUUUAGUCUGAAAAGGAAUAGUAAUAAUUUAUUUGGGGACUCAACCUAUACUGGUCCCUCUUUUAAGGAUACUGUUCAGUGCAAAAAAGUCUUCCAAACACCAAACCUUUAUUCAAAACCAACAUUCAUUCCUCCCUCCCCCCAGAAAACAUACUUAAAACAUUAUUGUAACAUAAUUUUAUUGUUUGUCUGUUUGUUUUUGGGGGGGUGGCUUUGUUUCAAUUCACUUUGUUUUGAUUUGGGGGGCAGGGGUAAGGAGGAGGAGAUGAGGCUUUCAAGUGAUUAAGAUUUUUUUCCUCUUGGGUACAAUCCACAAAAAAUAAAGAAUUUGCCUUGAUGAGAUUACUAAUUAUCCAAUUCCUGUGUGCAAGUAGCAUUAAGCAAAGCAACUAGAUUAAAGUUGUCUCGAAAGAAGGAAAAAAGUUAUUAACACAAAGUUUUUACUUAUUCUAAUCCUACACUACACAUUUUGCUUCUCACAGCAUUGAAAUAUUCUACUGGACUAUGACUGUCUGAACACACAGUAUCUGAUAUAUAUAAAUCUUCUUUGAUUUUUUACAUGAAGGGUGUUAUGGAAUAUCUGAAACUUGAUUACAUAUAGUACAGUAUAGAGAUACCAGUCUAGCAGAGACCAAAACAAGAAGGACCUCCCUGAUGCUUACAUUAGGAAAUAUUUUAUUAGUUGCAUAAAGGGUGUGUGUAUGUAUAUAUACACAUAUAUAUACACAAAUAUGUAUGUAUAUGUGUAUAUAUAUAAUGUUGUAAGGUGUGUAUGUGCAUGUGUGUAUGCAUGUGUAUUUUAUGCUUUUCUUCUUUUUCCUCUGAAGUAAAAUUUGAAUUUCUUGGUUUUUACACAUUAUUUCUCAUGGAUUAUAUUCAAUAAUCCAAUUGGAACCUAAUUUUAGAAGAACAUUUUAUAAUAUGGAUGUCACAAGUCAGAUCCUACCUUUGUUUUUUAUGCCUAAAGAAAUGACCUGAUUUUUAAGUCAUAAGACACGAAUUGCUGUCAUCAGGCAAAUCUAUUUAUCUGUUUAAGUACAGAUAUAAAAUACUAACUUUGAGAGCCUUAUUAUGAAAACAUUGAUUUAAAAAUUUUCUUUUAUUUCAUUCUUCUCCAGAUAAAUUCUGUUAAGUGAGAUUUUUUAAGUGUAAGCAUCCCUUCAAAGUAAGAAUAAUGGGUAAUAUAAACAGAGAAGAAUGAAAAUUUCUGUCAUUUAAUUAUAUCACCUCAGUUAUUCACUUGUCAAUUAGAUUUUUUUUUAAGAAUAAUUCAUGCCUCUCUAUAGCACCCUUAAAUAUUUCAGAAGUGGAAAAGACUGAGCACUGUAAAUUCCUAUAUCCCAAAUUAUUUAUAAUAAUUUUUGAUUUCUGUGUAUUCUUCAGUAACUUUUUAUUUUGCCAGCUUGGCUCACAAAAGCAUCAACGUGAUACUUCUGCUGCUAAACAUUCUUUCCCAAAAAUAUUUAACAUACAUACACCCACGUACAAUAUUUACUUACUCACAUUUGAUUGAAGUUCUUAAGAAACAGCAUAAAUAUGGUUGGGAGAUGUUUAAAUUUUUUUUUCCCCACAUUUUAAAGGUAUGAAUCAUUUUUUUAUCUAAAUCAAAGACAUUCCAUCUUACUGUAUUUUACAUUCAUUAGUAUCAUCUCAUUCCUCUAAAGCAACAACAAAAUACCUGCAGAACAAAAAGAACUCUGUCUUGAUAAAUAGGAUCAUGCUUCAUGUGCUUGUGUUAAAGAAAAAGGUUUAACCAGAUAACUAUAUUUACAACUGAUUCAAUGAAAUUCAUAUUUUGUAGUGACAUAUUUAAUUUUGUAAAUGUUAAAAUCAAAUGAAUGCUCCCCUCUUCCUGUUUUAGUGGCAUUAACCUGGUUUAUGGUAUGAAAAAGCCCACUUCAACAAUGAUCAAAGACAAAGGAUCCAAGACCAAUAGACUAAAAUGCUACCAAUGAAAGAGGUACAAGGUGCUUAUUUUGUGCACAGGGAUGAAUUCUAUCUUAAUUUUUUUUUUUUUAGAUUAGAAUUUCAAAUCAAGUUUACAGGAAUACUGCAUAAGAAUUAUAAUACUCUUCAUUAUUUCUACUUAGAGACAAGUUUAAAUAUAAUAAAGCACAUGCAAGUUACACUGCAUGACACAGUAUAUAACUCUUACCUUUUCAUUUAUUACCAUUUCUAAGGAAUUAGUUCUACUGAAUUCUAUAGAAAUCCUGUGCAAGAUGAAAAAACAGUUGCUAAAAGUGUAUAAUGAUAAUAGUUGCCUGAUUAAACUAAGUCUCAUCAAACAUGAGUCAUAAAAUGCUCCACUGAAAGCAUACUGGUACUUCAUAAUGUUCUGAACAUCUUCACCUGUAGCCUGACACUUCACGUUGCUUUUAUCAGAAUGUGAUGGUUCUGUUUCAUAGUUUCUUAAUCCCUGGAGUCUUUGGGUUGAAUAUUAAACAUGUUUAUCAAGCCUCAGGAUUUUAGGAAAUUUAGGAAAGUUAAAGUAAAAGAAGCAGCACCACCUGCUGCUGAUAAUCAAAUCAUACACGAGCUUUCUUUCCUCCCAAGUUAUCUGCAAAGCCACACAGAAGUGCUAAAUGAAGAGAUCAAUAGCACUUGGUUUUCAGGAGGACACCCUUUCCAAUAAGAAUAUUAACUGUACUCCCUUUCUUCAGUGUUGGACUUCAAUUGGUAUCCUGACUAAAACUGGGGUUUCCAUGAUGCAAGCAUGAAUGUGGAUACAUGAAUUUCUGAUUUCACUACUGAAUAAUGCUAGUAUUAACAUUUCAAGUCAUUAUAACCAAACAGUGACAAGUGUUAAAUGUUCAUUCACUAAAAACCAUUUAAACUCUCGAUUAAAGUUCUAACUGGAUUUAUUCUUUCUUUUUUAUUUUCUUGUGCUUACUCAUAAUACAAUGUCACUACUUGAUGACAAAUAAUAUUUCAUACUGUGUAUGUAACAUCAUUGUGUUGCAGAAUCCCCCAAAUACCUCAACAAUGUCUUUGUUGCGCUAUUCUCCCCAUUUAGCACUUAUAAGCUUUUCUAGUAACAACCAAUAAAUCAAAAAACGGAGCUCUUAAUAUGUACAAAUAUUAAAAAAAAAAAAAUCAAGGAUUUUUGCUAGUUUGCAGUUCAUGUAAUGUCAUCUUGACCAUUCUCUUCCCCUCUCUCUACGAGCUGUCUAGAACAGUAAACUUUGCUCCAUAAAUAAUAGUGUAUUCAUGCUUUUAAAGGCUUUUAUAUGCAUUUAUGGUAGGUAAAGGUUGGAAGAGGUAGUUGACUGAUUUUCACUUUUAUCUACUUUGAUUUCAGUAAAGGGCUUUGUCACUCUGUAUACAUAAAGGCUAAUGCACCCUUCGGUUUGUAGAAUGUACUGAAAUGUUUGCAACCCUCUUGGUAUCAGGUCCAAAAUGUGAAGCAUUACUGUUAAGAGGGUAUCUUUCUAAUGUAUUUGUAUGUAUAGUUUACACCUCUGUGAGGUCUAAUAA